This is a messenger RNA of Sorex fumeus (smoky shrew), 561 nucleotides long. It is a transcript of the gene DYNLT5, whose product is annotated as dynein light chain Tctex-type family member 5. Gene Ontology annotation, molecular function: dynein intermediate chain binding. Gene Ontology annotation, cellular component: cytoplasmic dynein complex; cytoplasm. The record is from RefSeq and is a predicted model, not a curated record. The coding region runs from base 1 to 477 and encodes 158 amino acids. The transcript has 4 exons. Gene Ontology annotation, biological process: microtubule-based movement. Lineage: Eukaryota; Metazoa; Chordata; Mammalia; Eulipotyphla; Soricidae.
AUGAACAUUUUACAAUCAGCAUAUACUAUUUACAUGAUUACUAUGAAAUUAGAAAGCUCUGUGAGUGUUGUGUCUCAUUCGGAUGAACCUCACCAGCGCCAUGAUGUCUCUCUUCUUACAGUUCAGAUGGAAAACACCUACCAGUUGGGUCCUGCCAGACUUUUUCCUACUGCAGUUGUUAACGAUAUUUUGAAAGACGUGUUAACCAACUACCUAACAGAGAAGCACUAUGAACCGGAAUUCUGUAGACAGAUGACUAAAAUGAUUUCUGAGGUUAUUAAAGCCCGGGUCAAGGACUUGACCAUCCCACGGUAUAAGCUAAUUGUGACUGUUCACAUUGGACAACUGGAUAAUCAGAGCAUACUGAUUGGAAGCAGAUGCCUCUGGGAUUCUAAAAAUGAUACCUUUUCAUCUUAUGUUUUCAGAAAUUCUUCUCUCUUUGCUCUUGCAAGUGUCUAUGCCAUUUACUUUGAGUGAUUGAAAAUAAGAGCUCUCGUUCUUGCUUUUUUAAAGCAAGAAGUACAUUUUAUCUCUAGACACAGAAGUUUCACUGCCUAAAUU